Messenger RNA from Culex pipiens pallens (northern house mosquito), 4567 nucleotides. RefSeq names its product CLIP domain-containing serine protease HP8-like. Gene Ontology annotation, molecular function: serine-type endopeptidase activity. The record is from RefSeq and is a predicted model, not a curated record. Bases 234 to 1268 code for a protein of 344 amino acids. The transcript has 4 exons. NCBI's taxonomy places the organism in Eukaryota, Metazoa, Arthropoda, Insecta, Diptera, Culicidae. Gene Ontology annotation, biological process: proteolysis.
GGAAUUGAAGGAUCUUUACUCUUACUUAAGGAUCUCUAGUGUGAGCCAAUCCCGCAAAAUUCCCACCAAUCGCAAGAUUCCCCCUCAUGUGGUAAAUGCAUUACAGCUCUUGACGUUGACACAUCUUUGACGAAUCUUGGGCGAUAGCUGUUAUAUAAGAAGUCAUUAUAAAAAGGGAACCGUUUCAGAAUCCGUCCGGUGAAGACCAUAACCUGUAAGCGGUGCUUGUUACAAUGAAAUUCCUUGUACUUUUAAGUAUUUUCGUCAAGCUGGUAGCCUCUCAAAUCAGCUUCAAGUCAUGUACCUUCAACGAAAUUUGUGUAUCCAUUCAAGACUGCCCCACGUACCAAGGUUACAGCAGUCUUCCGUUCCGAAAUUGGCCUCAAGACGUCCAGAAGCUGGCCAAAAGUAAUCUGUGCAACAAUGAAAUGAUCAACCGGACUCCGGUGCUCAGCGUCUGUUGUCCUUCGCCGUUGAACUCUCGAAGGUGCGGCAUAAAGACCGACGAUCGGAUAGUAGCCAAGGGAACCGUGGCGAACGUGUUCGAGUUCCCGUGGAUGGUGCUGCUGUACAGCCGGACGGAAAGGUUCGUGUGCGGUGGCACGCUGGUCAGUGCCCGAUACGUCCUGACGGCAGGUCACUGCGUCAACUCGGAGGAAUCCAAAAUCAUCUCCGUUAGGGUAGGGGAAAACGACAUAACCCAGCCAAUUGACUGCAACGUGGUUGACGGCGAGCCGGACUGUGCUCCUGCACCGCAGGACAUCAACGUGGAGCAGAUCAUUCGACAUCCGGGUCGCUCAAAGAAGAACGAUAUCGCGUUGCUACGACUGGAACGUCCCGCAGUUCUUGGAGACAGUGUCAUCCCGAUCUGCCUCCCAAAUGGAUCCCCCGAGCAGCGCAUCGUGGAUUCCUCCUUCCUUGUAGUGUCCGGCUGGGGUCUGACCGAAAAUGGGACGUCCUUCGAUGUGCUCCGCUAUGCGCGGGUCCCCCCGGUAAGCCUCGAAGACUGUGGCAUUAAGUUGCGAGGUCUGGAUGCGACGCUGCGGCUAGAUCAGAGCCAAAUUUGUGCCGGCGGAGUUGACCAGAUUGACAAUUGUGCCGGUGACUCGGGAGGGCCGCUGCAGAUCAUCUCGAACCAAUCCUCGCGGUAUAUCCAGUACGGGGUGGUUUCGUACGGGCUGAAGAGCUGUGGCGUGCAGGACGAGCCCGGGGUGUACACCAAUGUUGUGUACUAUAUGAAGUGGAUCUUCCAGAAUGUUUUGGAAUGAAUGACUGAUUAGUAAGAGAAAUAAUUAUUAUUUUUAUCGCUUAUCAUCGGAGUUCCGUAACAUUGGUCCAGUGGCUUUUUUCGAGGAUUUUUAUUUUCCCGUAUAAUCUUAGGUAACUCUGAGCAACUUUUGUGUUACGGAAAACUAUACUUCUCUUGUUUUCAUUCAUUUUUGAUUUUAUUUUUCUUGUUGGGUUUUAUUGGUAGUUUUAGGUUAGUUAGUUAGUUGUCUUUAUUAACGAGCCUUUCAGUUUUAAACGCUGGUUCGGCUUGGUGGCAGUGUUAGGUCUAUUCUAUUCUCCAAUAACUAUCUUUUGUAGAUAUGUUUGCUAUUUUCAUAUUUUUUCACAUUUUUGGAUAUAAACUUUAGCCUUUGUUUUGAAGUCGCAAAAAAUUGUGACUGCAUACCUACUAGGGUGGUCCAAAUCCGGACUUUUUUGGGCCUACCCCCUGAAAUCAAUGAUUGACCCAUCACUAGGCUAAAUUCCAAAUUUGAGCUCAUUCUGACCACGGGAACCCCUCCCUCCAAUCGUUUAAAGUUUGUAUGGGAAAAAUCGUCAAAAUGUAUGGAGAAAAGCAACUGUUUUACUUUUUUACCUGUGGAAGGCGCCAUAAUUAUCCGAUUCUUACCAUUUCUCAAAAGUAGAUCCUUCAUUAAAUUUAGAACAACUGUCCCGAAGACACCAUAUUUUUAGGAUUUUUUUCCCGCGAAGUUAUUAGCGCCCAAAACUGACCCUUUUUGCGCGGCCAGCUGUAAGGGGCUACCUAACAAGGAUGUUUAUUUCCAAUUCGUACACGCACGUGCUCUCUCUCAGGUUCAAACUCUCUCACGAGCUUGCUCGCCUGCCUGCCUGCCUGUUUGCCUAUAAGCGCGCGUUGUUUCUCUGCUUGGACUUUUGUCGUCGUCGUCGUCGUUUUCGUUUGCCGUCCGCUGCGCUGUGUUCCUGCAUGUUUAUUAAAAUUUUGAACUAAAAUACCAGGUUUGUUUUGAGAUAUAAAAUUUAAUGUAAUAUGUGAUCAACAAUAGAUAUCAUAUUAUAAGAGCGUGUGAGAGAGAAUACAAAUUUGAUGAAUUAGUUCAUCCAUGAAUCGCAUACUCAGAGGACCUUUCAUCAGGCAAUCGUUAUUCGCUCGAAGUGAUUUUUUUCAACCUUGGUUCUGAUCCAAACCUAAUUGCAAACGUUUUGGAUUUUAAUUUAUCUGCUUUUGUUACAAGAAAUACCAUGCAGUUUUUUUUAGAUAAAAAGGAAGGAAUUUUCUUUAGAUUUUUUUUUUUUUAACUGAAUCCAAAUGAGUACCUUAAAGGAAGGCCGCAACUGCAAGAUCUGAAGGUAGUUAACGAUUGUGCAGAAAGAGAUGUUUCCUGAAUCGAAAAAUUUAAAGGUAAACUGACAAAAAAUUGUAAACAGUUGCAAUAUUUGUUGCAGGUGGUCUAAGAACACAGAAAGAAAUUUCCAGGAAGAAUAAAAAAAUAAUUUUAGAGAGUAUGAAUGAAAAUUUGCAGCAAUAAUUGUAAAAUUGCCUUGAUUUGUUCUGAUUUGUACUAAAGUAUAUUUUUGUUAAAGCAAACUACCUAAACGAACAACAUUUGUAUUACCUGAAGAUUUUUUUUUAAAUAAUUGAAUCAUUAUCAUGUUUCAUUAGCAUAUACGAAAAACUGCGUGUAAUGCUUGGAAAAACAAACAAACCCUGUUCUCAUGACAUUUGCUGUAUUUUUUUAAUUGAGCCUAAGCUGUCUUUUCUUUAAACUUUUUUUUCAGCGCAGUUUUAUUUAUUUUUGACAUAAUUUAAGAAUUUAUAUGCCAAAUAUAUCUCAAAACAAUCCUGCUAUUUAGGUUGAAAAUUAUAAUAAACAUGCCAGAAACGCAGCGCAGCGGUUGACAAACGAAAACGACGACGACGACGACAAAAGUCCAAGCAGAGAAACAACGCGCGCUUGUAGGCAAACAGGCAGGCAGGCAGGCGAGCAAGCUCGUGAGAGAGUUUGAACCUGAGAGAGAGCACGUGCGUGUACGAAUUGGAAAUAAACAUCGUUGUUAGGUAGCCCCUUACAGCUGGCCGCGCAAAAAGGGUCAGUUUUGGGCGCUAAUAACUUCGCGAGAAAAAUCUUAAAAAUAUAGUGUCUUCGGGAAAGUUGUUCUAAAUUUAAUGAAGGUUCUACAUUUGAGAAAUGGUAAGAAUCGGAUAACUAUGGCGCCUUCCACAGGUAAAAAAGUAAAACAGUUGCUUUUCUCCAUACAUUUUGACGAUUUUUCCCAUACAAACUUUAAGCGAUUGGAGGGAGGGGUUCCCGUGGUCAGAAUUAGCUCAAAUUUGGAAUUUAGCCUAGUGAUGGGUCAAUCUUUGAUUUCAGGGGGUAGUCCCAAAAAAGUCCGGAUUUGGACCACCCUAAUACCUACUUAUUUUGACUUGAAAUGAAGUGGAUAUUAACAACAACAUACAAACAUACAAAUAGAUCACAGAGGGGUCUAGCUCAUUUCCCCGAAUGCCAUUUCCCCUAUUUGGCCACAUCCUCGAAUACCUCUUUGCCUAAUCAGCCACAUCCCCGAAUGCCAUUUCCCCGAAAAUCAUUUCCCCUAAUUGGCCACAUCCCCGAAUACCACUUUGCCUAAUCAGCCACAUCCCCGAAUGCCAUUUCCCUGAAUAUCAUUUCCCCUAAUCGGCUAUAUCCCCGAUUGCCAUUUCCCCUAAUCGGCCAUUCCUCCGAAUGCCAUUUCCCCGACACUUACGCCAAUUUCCGUUUAUUUAAAUUUAAAUUUUCCCAAAUUUUCAUAACCCCUAUUCAUCAUUUUCGCCAAAGCCUUUUUGCAUUUUUAUUUUCUUUCUCAAUUUUUCCGAACAAACAGCUUUUUCGGGUAUGCUGUUGAUUAAAUGUUAUAAAUUGGGUAGUAAAGCUCUUUGUCAAUUUUUAUGAAGAACGGUAAGAAACACGAUUAAAAACCAUUUCUGAUAACUUUUUUUUUUCAUUUUUAUGCACAAGACAAGACAAUUUUUUUUCGAUUGAUCAACUAUGGUCCCGUUGGAACAAGCUAUCAAGUAGGAGCUUUUCUGCCAAGAAGGAAUGGAAUUAAACAUCCAUUUUAAAUACUUUGCGGUCGUUCAAAGGUCAACCUAGAAAAAUAAGCUUUAUCGUUGUGAACAAUAGGGGAGUGUGGGGUAAUUUGGACACCCUAAGGAAAUUGCUCUGUUACGGGCUGUAUGGAUAUUUUAAAGGAAUGUGGAUGACACCAGAGGAUAAUAGAGACCAUAUUUGAUGGAAAAAUGUCAUUCAUUUCGAUAAAUUUUGAUGAAAAACCCAUU